AGUGCUAGCAGUAAGAAAAUCAAGGCAGAAGAGCUGCAGUGUAAAGCCAUGGCUGAGAACGCACAGAGAGAUCUGGACGAGGUCCUGCCAGCACUGCAAGAUGCCAUGAGGGCUCUGGAGUCUCUCAAUAAGAAGGACAUGACAGAGAUCAAGUCGUAUGGCCGCCCCCCGACCCUGGUGGAGACGGUGAUGACGGCGGUCAUGACCCUUCUGGGCAAAGAGCCUACCUGGGCAGAGGCCAAGAGGCAGAUAGGUGAGUCCAACUUCAUCAAAACGUUAGUUAACUUCGACAAGGACAACAUCUCGGACCGUGUGUUGAAGAAGAUCAGCCGGUACUGCAGGCAGGUGGACUUCCAGCCGGAGAUCAUCGGCAAGGUGUCGCUGGCUGCCAAGUCCCUCUGCAUGUGGGUCCGAGCCAUGGAGGUUUAUGGGAAUGCCUUCAGGGUGGUGGAGCCAAAGCGGGCCCAACUGAAUGCUGCCACGUCCCAGCUUGAAGAGAAACAGGCUGCCAUGGCCUCGGCCCAGAGCAAACUACAAGAGGUGGCGGAGAAGCUGGACCAGCUGCAAAAGGAGCUUGGUGAGAAGCUGGCCACGAAGGAGAGUUUAAGGCAGAAAUCAGAGGAAAUGGAGGUGAAACUGGACCGAGCUGACAAACUGGUGACGGGACUUGCUGGAGAGAGGGUUCGCUGGGAGGAGAGAGUUACUGGUCUUGAAGAAAACAUGGGAUACCUGGUGGGAGACUGUUUGCUAGCAGCGUCUUACCUGUCCUACAUGGGACCCUUCCUUUCCAACUACAGGGACGAGCUUCUCGCCAUCUGGAUGCAGGGGGUACUGGACUUAGCCAUCCCCUGCUCACCAGGGUUCAGUUUUGCAGUUUUUCUGUCCAGGCCCACAGCAGUGAGGGACUGGAACAUACAGGGCCUGCCCUCUGACGCUUUCUCUACUGAGAAUGGAGUUAUCGUGACUCGUGGAAACCGAUGGCCGCUGAUGGUGGACCCUCAAGGCCAAUCUCUGAAGUGGAUCAAGAAUAUGGAGAUGAAAAGGGGUCUGAAGGUGAUCGACUUUCAGAUGCCAGACUACCUGCGGGUGCUGGAGCAAUCCAUCCAGUUUGGGAAUCCUGUUUUGCUGCAGAAUGUCCAGGAGGAGUUGGACCCCUCUCUCAAUCCAAUUCUUAACAAGUCCCUGACACGAAUAGGCGGUAGGCUGAUAUUGAAGCUGGGUGAUAAGGAGGUGGAGUACAAUCCAGAGUUUCGCUUCUACAUCACCACCAAACUGUCUAACCCCCACUACACACCAGAGAUUUCUACAAAGACCACCAUUGUCAACUUUGCUGUCAAGGAGCAGGGUCUGGAAGCACAACUACUUGGAAUUGUGGUGCGAAAGGAGCGUCCAGAGCUUGAAGAACAGAAGGACUCUUUGGUGAUCAGCAUUGCAGCCGGCAAGAAAAGCCUUCAGGAGCUGGAGGAUGAGAUCCUAAGGCUGCUGAAUGAGGCGACUGGAUCGCUGCUGGAUGAUGUGCAGCUGGUGAACACCCUGCAGACAUCCAAAGUGACAUCCACUGAGGUUUCAGAGCAGCUGGAGAGCAGCGAACAGACUGAGAUCGACAUUGACUCUGCCAGAGAGGCCUAUCGCUCUUGUGCCCAGCGAGCGUCCAUUCUCUUCUUCAUUCUUAACGACAUGGGACGCAUAGACCCGAUGUACCAGUUCUCACUGGAUGCCUACAUUAACCUGUUCAACCAUAGCAUAGAAAAGAGCAAGCGCAGCCACAAGCUGGAGGAGAGGAUCACCAACCUCAAUGACUACCACACAUACGCUGUAUACAAGUACACAUGUCGUGGUCUGUUUGAAGUCCAUAAGCUGCUCUUCAGCUUUCAGAUGUGUGCUAAAAUCCUGGAGGUGGCUGGCAAACUCAACAUGGAUGAAUACAGCUUCUUCCUCAGAGGGGGGCUCGUUCUCGAUAGGGAGGAUCAGAUGGACAACCCCUGUACCAGUUGGCUGGUGGACUCCAGCUGGGACCACAUCACAGAGCUGGACAAGCUGCCAAACUUCCAUGGCAUCAUGGCUUCCUUUGAACAGUACCCUCGAGACUGGAACCUUUGGUUCACCAGUGCUGAGCCAGAGAAUUCUACACUUCCAGGUGAUUGGGAUACUAACUGUAACGAGCUCCAGAAGAUGCUGAUAGUGCGCUCUCUGCGUCAGGACCGUGUCUCCUUGUGCGUCACCUCCUUCAUAGUGAACAACCUCGGCUCUCGCUUUGUGGAGCCGCCUGUUCUCGAUAUGAAGGCGGUUGUGGAGGAGUCUACCAGCAGGACUCCUUUAGUCUUUGUCCUGUGCCCUGGGGUGGACCCCACAGGAGCCCUGCUGCAGCUGGCUGAGGCCUCCGGUAUGAGCAAGGACUUCCACGCUCUCUCUCUGGGCCAGGGACAGGCUCCAAUAGCCAAGAGAAUGAUAGAGGAGGGCGUCAAGAAUGGUCACUGGGUGUUCCUUGCCAACUGCCACCUCUCCCUCUCGUGGAUGCCUGAGUUGGAUAAGCUGGUGGAAUCGCUACAGAAGCCCCACCCAAACUUCAGACUCUGGCUCAGCUCCUCACCACACCCCGAAUUUCCCAUUAGCAUCCUGCAGGCUGGCAUCAAGAUGACCACUGAACCACCAAAGGGUGUGAAAGCCAACAUGAAGCGUCUGUACCAGCUGGUGACAGAGGCUCAAUUCAACCGCUGCUCCAAACCAGUAUUCUACAGGAAGAUGCUCUUCUCCCUCUGCUUUUUUCACAGCAUCCUGCUGGAAAGGAAGAAGUUCCUCCAGCUUGGCUGGAACAUUAUCUAUGGAUUCAACGAUUCUGACUUUGAGGUGAGUGAGAAUCUGCUCAGUCUCUACCUGGAGGAGUAUGAGGAGAUUCCCUGGGAUGCUCUGAAGUACCUCAUUGCUGGGGUCAACUAUGGAGGUCAUGUGACGGAUGACUGGGACAGACGUCUUCUAACCACAUACAUCAACGACUACUUCUGUGAUGCUUCCGUAAGCCAGCCCUUCUUCAAGUUUUCCUCCUUAACCUCCUACUACAUCCCCCGUGACGGUGCCCAGGCCUCAUACAAGGAAUACAUCAGCAUGCUGCCACCCACAGAGCACCCUGAGGUGUUCGGCCAGCACUCUAAUGCUGACAUUGCCAGUCAGAUCGCUGAGACCAGGACGCUGUUUGACACCCUGCUCUCCCUGCAGCCCCAGGUCACCAGCUCCUCUGCUGCUGGGCAAAGUAGAGAAGAUAAGGUAUUAGAGUUGUUGGCAGAUGUUCGUGGGAAGAUCCCAGCAAUGAUCGACUACGAGGGCACAAGGUCGCUCCUCCAGGACAACCCCACCCCUCUUAAUGUGGUGCUGCUGCAAGAGAUCCAGAGAUACAACUUGCUGCUGGAGACCAUCAUGUAUGAACUCCACAUCUCAUGUUAUAGUGCUCUCUCUCUCUCUGUCCACCAGGCGUACCCCUCACUGAAGCCCCUGGCAGCGUGGACCCGGGAUCUUUGCCAGCGAGUCAAUCAGUUUGCACAGUGGGCACUGACGGCCCAGCCCCCCACCCUCUUCUGGCUCUCUGCCUUCACCUUUCCCAACGGUUUCCUCACCGCUGUGCUGCAGUCCUCUGCUCGACAGCACAACAUAUCAGUGGACACGCUGUCUUGGGAGUUCACCGUGUCCACUGUGGACAACAGCAACCUCCUCUACCCGCCCAAGGAUGGAGUAUUUGUCCGAGGUUUGUUCUUGGAGGGGGCUGGUUGGGACAAGAGGAACUCCUGUCUAGUGGAGGCUGAGCCCAUGCAGAUGGUCUGCCCCAUCCCAACCAUCCACUUCAAGCCUGUGGAGAACCGCAAGAAGGCGGCCAAGGGUGUGUACCUGUGUCCGUGUUACUACUUCCCGGUGCGUUCGGGGGGAUCAGGCCGGCCUUCUUUUGUGGUCGGUAUAGAACUCAAAUCUGGAGCUGUGACCCCAGACCAUUGGAUCAAGAGAGGGACUGCUCUCCUGUUGAGCCUGGACAACUAAAUGCUUUCACACACACACACACACACAGUCACACACACACACACACACACACACACACACACACACACACACACACACACACACACACACACAACCGCUGACUAUUUUUUACUGAGGAAUAUUAUUUAUUGUUAGAGCUGUUUGUUACUGGAUUGAAAUGGACUCAAGGCUUCAAUACACUGCAAAAUGUAUUUUAAAUUAAAACACUGUUUUACUUCUCAAAUGUUUUGCAUUCUAUGAAACAGGUCACCACACCUGGCCUCUGACAAUCAGUCAUUCUUUGAUACUUUGAAGUUGGUCUGACUCAAUUCUGAGAAAGAGUCAGGACCAUGGCCAACCAUUGUUGUGCUAUGCUUGAAGAACCACCAGCACCCGACUGAAGCCAUGAGUGAAACAUCUGAACUACUGUAUGCAAGACGUUUAAUGGCAUCCUGUGAAGAUGGACUGCACAGCUGAGGAAUGGCAAACGGUAGACAUUCCGGAUCAAUGGAGAGCCACCUGUAUUUUGCUGCAAGAUCCCACCUACCCAGGUA
Notothenia coriiceps (black rockcod) is the source of this 4556-nucleotide messenger RNA. RefSeq names its product dynein heavy chain 2, axonemal-like. Gene Ontology annotation, biological process: microtubule-based movement. The transcript has 28 exons. NCBI's taxonomy places the organism in Eukaryota, Metazoa, Chordata, Actinopteri, Perciformes, Nototheniidae. Gene Ontology annotation, molecular function: dynein light intermediate chain binding; minus-end-directed microtubule motor activity; dynein intermediate chain binding. Bases 49 to 4023 code for a protein of 1324 amino acids. The record is from RefSeq and is a predicted model, not a curated record. Gene Ontology annotation, cellular component: dynein complex.